Messenger RNA from Kuraishia capsulata CBS 1993, 561 nucleotides. RefSeq lists its product as uncharacterized. Gene Ontology annotation, cellular component: dehydrodolichyl diphosphate synthase complex; lipid droplet; membrane. Bases 1 to 561 code for a protein of 186 amino acids. Gene Ontology annotation, molecular function: ditrans,polycis-polyprenyl diphosphate synthase [(2E,6E)-farnesyl diphosphate specific] activity. NCBI's taxonomy places the organism in Eukaryota, Fungi, Ascomycota, Pichiomycetes, Pichiales, Pichiaceae. The record is from RefSeq and is a predicted model, not a curated record. The transcript has 2 exons.
AUGCUCAGCAAUUCUGACCCUGCCUCAUAUCUGUUCGAUGUAAAAAUAAAAAUCGUGGGAAAUAAGACCAUGAUUCCUGCUGAAAUUCUGGUCGAUUUGGAGAAAAUCGAAGAAAAGACUGCCAGACACACGAACAAGAUCCUCAACGUGUGUUUCCCUUAUACCUCCAGGGAUGAUAUCGCACACUCAGUAUCCACCAUUGUAGAUAGGGUCAAGAAUGGAGAGAUGCAAACUGUUGAUAUUACCGAGCAGGCUUUGGAUGAGAAUAUGUACUUCGGAACAGACUCGCCAAAGAUGGAUAUCCUGAUACGCACAUCUGGACACACAAGACUGAGUGAUUUCAUGACAUGGCAAUGCCAUGACCAGUCAAUGAUAGAGUUCGUUAACGUUCUAUGGCCUGAUUUCAACUUUGUGAGCAUCUUCUGGGUUCUUUUCAAAUGGGGUUAUUACAAGUCUCUCAUACUGGAAGACACACAAGUGAUGCAACCAAACAAGUUUGCGAAUGAGGGAAGUGUUCCCAAUUUUAAACAUCCUCCAUUCGCGUCCGUGAGCGAGGUAUAA